AUGCUCGAAAUUUGCGCACACCUUGGCAAAUCACCUCGCCUCGACAAUGACAAGCCUUGGCAGUAUCGGCACCUGAGAAUGGCUUCAACUCCAAGACUCUUGGUUAGGGUUGGCGACUUGGUCCAAUGGAAGUUCAUGACUUCUUUUGAGUUGGGCCAAGAGAUUGCCCGAAUCGGUCAUUUGGCUGAGCCCCAGCCAAGCAAAGACGAUCAUCGCAGCACUGAGCACCUACGCGGGCAGGAGGCAAGCAGAGGGUUGCAGAUGAUGGACCCCCAAUGUUCCUUCGUCCGCAUCACGUCUCAGUCCUUACACGGCAGGCAAAGCACCAACCCAUCACCAUCGGAUCGGGCGUCGCGCCUAGUCAGGGCCGAUGACUGCUCGUUCCGCGGCCCAGCCACCCCUCGAUCCGCUGCUGCAUCGUCCCGUCGAAAAAACACUCACCUGAUCAGUCAUCCAACACCCAUCUUUCCCAUAACCAAAGCGAAGCUCCGGCAGGUCAAUAAUCUGUUUCCACAGAGCUCCAAGCAUCCGUCCAGCCCGAAUCCCACCCGCCGCCCCUUCCGCUGCCCCAACGCGAGUUUCUUUCCUCAUUCUUUCUGUUAUUUCAUUCUCAACGGGUGGAUCCAAUUCGGCGCUUGCUGCUUAUCAUCGAAAGAGCAGGCUCUUAUUCAGGGACUAGCAUUUAUGUCCGGCGAGCGCCCGUCCCUGGCCGCUAGAUGCAAGUCGGCUCAUCAGCAUUUGGAGACUGGAGAUUACAACGGGCCGCGGGCGGAGACGCGUAGCAUCGGUGGUCAAGCAACCAAUCACCGCCAAUUUCGACGUCCGGCCGAGGAGUUGCUUGCUCCGAACAGCACAGUCGGAAGCUGCCGCGUCGCAGUUGGGUUGAAGGCGUCGUCAGCCACCAACGAGUCCAGCAGAACGGUGAAUCAGUUGCAUUUUGGCCGUCCUUUCAAAGCUCAGAGUCAAAGUCUUUGGCGCUCUGCUAUCGCGUUUCGCGAGUAUCUCUUCAAAUUACGUCUUUGCGCCCCCAGUUUAUUUCUCAAGCAGAAAGCCCGACUAGUUCCCCGCAUCAUGACGGUUCUCAGUCAUCUAAAACGAGUCCAUCAACAUAAUGUCGCAACUCUGCGCGGCUCUCCCGCCGCAGAGGUCUCUGGCGCCCUCGGUGACUUGGGGACUCUUCUUCCUCUCAUGAUCGCCCUUGCGGUCCAGCACUCCAUUUAUCUCGAUAGCACCUUGGUGUUUUCAGGCAUCUUCAACGUUGUUACCGGCGCCGUCUUUGGCAUUCCACUUCCAGUCCAGCCGAUGAAAGCCAUCGCCGCGGCAGCCAUCUCCCGGUCCGAAUAUGGCGGCAUCAAAACCGUCAUGGCCGCGGGCCAGUGGGUCAGUCUAGCCGUCCUAGUCAUGAGCCUCACCGGCCUACUACGCUGGGUCACGCGAAACGUGCCCGUCCCCGUCGUCAAAGGCAUCCAGCUCGGUGCCGGUCUCUCCCUCGUCAUGGCCGCCGGCUCCGGCCUCCUCCGGGACCUUCACUGGACCCAUCCCGUCCUCGAUAACAGGUUGUGGGCCCUGGCCGCCUUUCUCGUGCUCAUUUUCACCCAGAGCCUGCCGCGUUUCCCCUACGCGCUGCACAUUUUUAUUCUGUCGCUCGUCUUCGCCUUCAUCUCCAUCAUGACCUCGCACGACCACCCGCACACCUACCUGCCGGAGCCCAGCCUUUGGACCCCGCACUUUGUGCACUGGGAGUUCAACUGGUUCAAGUACAAGCCGCUGUCGAUGGCCAUCGGCCAGCUCCCGCUCACCACCCUGAACUCGGUCAUCGCGGUGAGCGCCCUCGCGGCGGACCUGCUGCCGGACAUGCCCACGCCGUCUGUGACCGCUAUGGGCAUCAGCGUCGGCGUGAUGAACCUCGUCGGCACCUGGUGGGGCGCCAUGCCGGUGUGCCACGGCGCGGGCGGGCUCGCGGCGCAGUACCGCUUCGGAGCGCGCAGCGGCGCGAGCGUCGUGAUCCUGGGCCUCUUCAAGAUCGUGCUGGGCCUCGUCUUUGGUAACUCCCUCAUCGGCCUACUCACGCACUACCCCAAGAGCCUGCUGGGCGUCAUGGUCAUCGCUGCCGGUCUCGAGCUCGCCAAGGUCGGGCACAGCUUGAAUCACGGGGCUUCUGAUUUAUGGGAGAGCUCUGCCGGCAACGAGGGUGGCGGCGUUGGGGGGCUUGUUAGGCAGCAUCGCUCGCUUUCUGAUGAGGAGAGGGCUGAGAGGUGGACUGUUAUGCUCAUGACCACGGCUGGGCUCCUUGCGUUUAGGAACGAUGCUAUUGGCUUCAUUGCAGGGAUGCUGUGCUUCUGGGCGUAUCGGGUCUCAGAGAGGACGCAGAAGUGGUGGGACGCGGCGUGUGGCUUCAUGUAUAACUGUAACGUGGGAGUCUUUUCGAGAUCUACUUGCUUGAGACUCACUAAAUCAUCUGAGUUCCGCGUCAAGCCUUUAAUACUUGCAGAAUGCCUCCAAGGAUCACGAAAAUCAAGCAGAGGGUUCAGUGAGCUACUCCUUCACCGAAGGAUGGUCUGCUAUUGGGGCUUGACCGAGACAAGUGGACACCGAGGUCGGAAGAAGUGGGCGAUCUACGCAGGGUGGUGCUGCCUUUGCCUCUGCAAGUCUGCAAGGAAUCGGAUGAGGCUUUUUCUCGGACCCUGGCCGAAGAGAUGCAUCGUGAACAGCCUUGCUGUUCACCGCAAGAUCUAG
Colletotrichum lupini is the source of this 2736-nucleotide messenger RNA. Its product is annotated as sulfate transporter. Gene Ontology annotation, biological process: molybdate ion transport. Lineage: Eukaryota; Fungi; Ascomycota; Sordariomycetes; Glomerellales; Glomerellaceae. The record is from RefSeq and is a predicted model, not a curated record. The transcript is spliced from 11 exons. Gene Ontology annotation, molecular function: molybdate ion transmembrane transporter activity. Bases 1 to 2736 code for a protein of 911 amino acids.